AGAAGACAGAGCGUAUUUCCGGUAACAUUAGCUUGUUAGCUUCACAGAGAGUUAGCUCAAGUCCCUCACAUCUGUACAGAAUUCAAGUAUUGUAGUGAUUUUAAGGCGCUUAAAAUGGAUAUACUGAAAGCAGAGAUCGCUCGAAAGAGGAAACUUCUUGAAGAAAAGAAUCUGGUUGAUGACUCCAAAAAAUACUUCAAAAGGUCUGAUCUGGCAAAGAAGGAGCAGGAGGAUUAUUUCAGACGCUGUGGAUUCAAGGUGGACAGUGGCGAUGAAGAAGAACCAUCCUCUUCAAACAAGAAUCCAGUGUUGGAGUUGGAGCUAACUGAGGAGAAGCUGCCUAUGACGCUGUCCAGACAGGAGGUCAUCAGGAGGCUGAGAGAACGAGGGGAGCCCAUCCGGCUGUUUGGGGAGUCAGACUAUGACGCUUUUCAAAGACUCAGGAAGAUAGAGAUUCUAACCCCUGAAGUAAACAAAGGUUUGAGGAACGACCUGAAGGCUGCCAUGGACAAAAUUGACCAGCAGUACUUGAAUGAGAUUGUUGGAGGAACAGAAGGCGGAGAGCUAGACACACAACAUGACCUCAAAGUGCAUGAAGAAAACACCACUAUAGAAGAACUUGUGGCUCUUGGCAAAACUCUGGGCAGAGGAGAUGACCAUGGAGACCAGGAUGUCAUCGACAAGUUUUUGAGAUUCUUGCUGGGCGUUUGGGCCAAAGACCUAAACAGCCGAGAGGACCAUGUGAAGCGCAGUGUACAAGGGAAACUGGCCAGUGCCACUCACUCCCAGACUGAGUCAUACCUCAAGCCUCUGUUUAGGAAGCUACGCAAGAAGAGUUUACCAGCAGACAUCAAAGAAUCCAUCACAGAUAUCAUCAAAUUCAUGUUGGAAAGAGAAUAUGUCAAAGCCAAUGAUGCAUACCUUCAGAUGGCCAUUGGAAAUGCACCCUGGCCUAUUGGAGUGACCAUGGUGGGCAUCCACGCUCGUACAGGAAGAGAGAAGAUCUUCUCCAAGCACGUGGCACAUGUUCUGAACGACGAAACCCAGAGGAAAUACAUACAGGGGCUAAAGAGACUUAUGACCAUCUGCCAGAAACACUUCCCAACAGACCCAUCCAAAUGUGUGGAGUACAAUGCUUUGUAACUUUCACUUUUAAAUGAAAUUAAUAAAGCAGAAGUUGUAAGAGCAAUCUUGUACCAUGUGAAGCGCAGUGUACAAGGGAAACUAGCUAGUGCCAGUUUCGCAGUUUAAUUGAUUUGGAAUUUGGAAAAAUACCACAAUUUAAAUGUUUCUGUCAGCUAUUAUUUUGUCUUUACAGUGACAACGCUGGCCUACCUUUUGUUAGGCUUUCAACUUUCAACAUUUGUUACUUCUUUUAUUAGCAUAAAAGAUACUGCUAAGACAAAUUGUACAGUUAAUAUUUUUAUUUGCAUGUGUAAGUUUUAUUACACUCGUUUAAGGCUCAUUGUCUAUCUCUUUGUAAGAUAAUAAACUGUAUUGUGUA
This is a messenger RNA of Boleophthalmus pectinirostris (great blue-spotted mudskipper), 1504 nucleotides long. It is a transcript of the gene prpf18, whose product is annotated as PRP18 pre-mRNA processing factor 18 homolog (yeast). Gene Ontology annotation, biological process: generation of catalytic spliceosome for second transesterification step; RNA splicing. Gene Ontology annotation, cellular component: U4/U6 x U5 tri-snRNP complex; U2-type post-spliceosomal complex; U5 snRNP. The transcript has 10 exons. NCBI's taxonomy places the organism in Eukaryota, Metazoa, Chordata, Actinopteri, Gobiiformes, Gobiidae. The record is from RefSeq and is a predicted model, not a curated record. Bases 115 to 1143 code for a protein of 342 amino acids.